UAAGCGCUUGCGCGAGUCUCGAGCUGAGCGCAUCUCUGAAAGCGUAGAGAAGAUGAGGCACAGCCCUCCCAGAGGGGCUGUUUAUACGCGAUAGAGGAAUUUAUUUAUUUUUGUCUGAUGAAAAUGGAUGGAAAUACAUAAGGCCCUUCUUCAGUCCUGUGAUUAAUGAUCAGAAAAGCGGUGCAUGUUUCAAUGAGUGUGUCCUAAUCGUCGUCCUACUGAAACAGCCUCCCUGCUGUCCCAGAGCUGUGCAGUAUCAGGAUCCUGUUGGUCCAUGGAGCCCUUACUCAGGGCCACAGCUGGAUAAGAUCAUGCUCCUUUUUAUGAGCAGGCUGUUAAAUUGGCUUAUCCUGUGGCUCCUACACGCCACAGCAUAUACAGUCCCGUUCUAUGGGAAUGAUCAAAAAUGGAAGACAAGAGCCUUCGUGUAGCAGACUAUUUUGUGGUGGCAGGACUCACCAACUCGUCUAAGCCCUUCGAGGAAGAUGUCCACCCUGAGGAUGGGGGUCAUCGGAGCUCAGCCCAGCUCAAGGCGCCCAUUACUGAUGUUGCAGUGGUGAUUCGCUCCCUUGGAGAGGAAGUACCUCGAGGGUAUACCUGCGUUGAAUGCACCCCCUCUGGACUUCCUGCCGAACUAAAUGGAGGAAGCCUCAUGGGGCCGCAGAUCUUCCUCUGCUAUAGGAGAGGCAGAGACAAACCGCCACUCACAGACCUGGGUGUCCUCUUUGAGUGGAAGGAGAAACUGAAGCCGGACUGUCAAAUUAUACAGACCACGCCCUCUGGUCGCCCUGCUAAUAUCAGUAGCUCCUCCUCCCAAAGGAUCUACAUCACAUAUCGGCGUGCCUCUGAGAAUCACUCUCACACCACGCUGGCUGUCACAGACAUCUGUGUCAUUGUUCCCGGCAAGGGAGAGACACCCCCACAUGCUUUCUGCAAGGUGGACAAGAAUCUCAACAGCAGUAUGUGGGGGUCCUCUGUGUACUUGUGCUACAAAAAAUCUUUGGCCAAAUCCAACACGCUUGCAUUCAAAGCAGGUCUUUUGUCCAGAUACCCAGAGGAGGAUUAUGAUUCCUUUCCUUUGCCUGAAUCCGUGCCCCUGUUUUGCCUGCCGAUGGGAGCAUCCAUUGAGUGCUGGCCUUCUCAUACCAAAUAUUCUCUACCUGUCUUUUCAACAUUCGUUCUCACAGGCGCCUCUGGAGAGAAGGUUUAUGGUGCUGCCAUCCAGUUCUAUGAGCCCUACCCAGAAGAACAUUUGACUGACAAGCAGCGAUCUCAGCUGGGCCUGCAGGCUAACGGGCUCAGGCCUGAUGGAUCAAUGACUGUCCACACCAACAAAAGCAUCUGCCUUCUCUCUCACUGGCCCUUUUUUGAUGCUUUCCGUAACUUCCUGACCUUCCUCUACAGAUACUCCAUCUCAGGUCCACACACUCUGCCCAUCGAGAAGCAUAUUUCCCAUUUCAUGCACAAGGUUCCUUUCCCUUCCUCACAAAGGCCACGUAUCCUGGUGCAGUUGUCUCCACAUGAUAGCCUGAUGCUGAGCCAGCCUGUUUCCUCUCCACUCCCUCUGAGUGGUGGAAGGCUGUCUACACUGCUGUGGAACCUCGGCCCCAAAAAUGCAGUGACUCUGCUGGUGUUGGCUGUGACUGAACACAAGAUCCUAGUGCACUCCUUACGUCCAGCAGUUCUUACCAGCGUUACCGAGGCCCUGGUGUCGAUGAUUUUUCCCUUCCACUGGCCGUGCCCGUACAUUCCUCUCUGCCCGCUGGCCCUGGCAGAUGUGCUCAGUGCUCCAUGCCCUUUCAUUGUAGGGGUGGACUCGCGGUACUUUGACUUCUAUGAGCCACCGACGGACAUAAGCUGUGUGGACCUGGACACUAACACUAUAACACACAAAGAAGAGCGCAGAUCCCUGACCUGGAAGAUCCUGCCAAGAAAAGCCUGUAAACAUCUGAUUAACACCCUGAGCAAUCUCCACCAGCAACUGGAUGAGGGUUAUCAGAUGAGCCGUGAGGAAGGACACAUGGAGGCCUUUAUGAGUGAGCGGGAACCUGGCAGUGGUGGGAAGAGUCUGGAAACCUUGGAGCUGGAGAUCCAGGAGGCUUUUCUGCGCUUCAUGGCGGCCAUCUUGAAGGGCUACCGUUCAUACCUGUUGCCCAUCACACAGGCACCUUCUGAGAAAGCAACUGACGCCAGUUCACUCUUCGAUCUGCAAGGCUUUUUGAAGAGUCGUGAUCGAUCCCAUCAAAAGUUUUAUUCCCUCAUGACCAAGACACAGAUGUUCAUUCGUUUCAUCGAAGAGUGCUCUUUCGUCAGCGAUAAGGAUGCAAGCCUUGCUUUCUUUGAUGACUGUGUUGACAAGCUGUUCGGUACGGAGAAAGGAGGAAAGGUGGACAGCGAAAAGCCAGAAGACACAAGGCUUAUUGAACUUGACAAAUCCCACCGCAGCGAGCACACGGUCUACAUCACACCUCCGGAGCUGCCAGCUCUUCCAGAAGGAGAAGAGGCUCCUAUGGUUUACAGUUACAGUGGGUUCCCAGUACUGAACACCCAACUCUGUGAGCUUCAGGAUGGUCCCAGAGUCCCUGAAGCAACAUCAGCCGUGAGACAAAUCAGUCCCAUCAGCCCAGCUGCCAUUUUCAGGCGCUCCCAACAGGAGAUCAAAUCAGCCCAGAGGAUGGCUAAGACAUACUCCUCAAUCCCACAGAUGUGGUCCAAGUGUCUGCUGAGGCAUUGUCACGGCCUGUGGUUCAUCUGCCUGCCCGCGUAUGUCAGCGCCUGCCACUCUAAAGUGCGGGCACUGCAUACUGCUUACGACGUGCUGCGAAACAUGCAAGACAAAAAGUUGCAGCCUCCUGAUGAGGUGUGUUACCGGGUCCUGAUGCAGCUGUGUGGGCAGUAUGGACAGCCUGUUCUUGCUGUCCGGGUUCUUUUUGAAAUGAAGAAAGCCGGGGUGCAGCCAAAUGCCAUUACCUAUGGGUACUACAACAGGGCUGUUCUGGAGAGCACAUGGCCCUCCUCCACCAGAGGGGGAUACUUCCUGUGGGGAAAGCUGAGAAAUGUGGUUCGGGGUGUGGUGCUGUUCAAACAAGUAUGGAGGAGGCAGACCACCCACCCAAAAGACACCCAUCUUUCUGAUGCCAGUGAUCUCGACAGUGUCAGCCAUGGCAGUCUGGACAGCUCUAACGAUUCAGCGGAGCGAGUUUCCAUUGAUACAGACUUCACUAAAAUGGAUUCCAGUGAUGACAGAUCCAGCACAGGUGGUCAGUCUGAUCAGGGCUAUGAUUCUCUGUCUAAAGAGGAGGUGAGGUUAGGAGGAGGUGAGGAGCAGAACUCCUCUCCAGACAUGAAGGAGAAGAAGGACAGAAACUCUUGCCCAUUAUCCCAGACCAUACUCUCAGAGAAAGAGCAUUCAUCUCUUGCGGUUGGAAUCCCUCCAUCUGCAGCCAAUGGGGAAAUCAGUAACGUGUUCUCUGAAGCCCCUCCACAGACAAAAAGGCCAAACUCCCUGGAUAUUUUCGGAGACAAACCCAUAAGGCCACGCACGCUGGAUCUAACCCCGGAUAAGACAGUAGGAGUACUCCGCGAAGAAUCUGUUCCAGCACUGAUAGAAACGGAAGCAGUGGGGGGCGUCGUGAGCCCACCUAAAGUUGCAGUGGAGAGGACUACUAGCUGCACGGUUGCCAUGGAGAAGAGAGUUGCCAUGGAGAGGGAGCAUCUCGGCGUGGAGAGGAGCGCGAGCUGCAGCAGUGCUCUUGGCCGAGUGGUUAAGAGGACAGGCAUCGAAGCAGGUUUUGAUCCUCUGUCCCUCAUGGCAGCUGAGACUCAAGCCCACAGUGAGGGCGAUAAUGCAGACACCCCAACCGCCCGCCGAGACCUGGCUGAAGAGAUUCAUCACUACAUGAACAACCUGAGCAGCCCAUUGAGCCAGCGGUCUCUCAGUGUAGACCUAAAGGGGCAUCAGACCCCUUCCCCUCACAGCUCUCCUCGCAUGUCUACAGCACUCAGCUCCCCAAGCACCUCCAAUCUCCAACCUCAGCCACGAACAAGACUCUUCUCGUCGCCCUCCCUCCCUCAGGGCCACGUACGCAGGGUCAGGGAGCAGCGGCCCACCUCCCUGGCUUCACCUUCCUCACCUUCUCCCUCCUCUUCUUCUUUCUCCAUGGACUCCUUGCUCACCCCGACCCUGGACGUGUUCAAGAGCAGCUUUCUCUUUGCUGGGAAGGGCGUCGCUGAGAAAGCCAGCCGACUGUAUUCACGACUUUCCUCUCAGACGUCCAUUGCACAGGACUUAAACUCUGACCAGGUCAGUGUGUCCUCUCUAGGGUCAGGUGACCCUGAUUGCUCCUCUCUGGUUGAGAGUGAUUGCUGUGUAGACCCCGAUGGGUUCUCUUCCCCACAACGGGAUGCCUCUCAGCCUGUCACACGUCCCAAAAGGAGCCCUUACAGGAGCAACCACUGCCUAGAAAGCCCAUCUGCACCUCCUCGACUUUAUCAACAGUCUUCUGUAAUGAAAGCUCUGCAGACCCCAGACGCGUGUUCUGAUUCCAGCCUUUCUCAGUCCAUGCAGAACUACGCUGUUGAAAUGCGUAUGUCCAGUUGCUCGCGCUGUAACACCUGUGAGAGUUUGGUGUAUGAUGAAGAGAUCAUGGCUGGAUGGACAGCUGACGAUUCUAACCUCAAUAGCACGUGCCCCUUUUGUGGCUCCCCAUUUCUGCCUCUGCUCAAUGUGGACAUCAGAAACCUGGGUGACCAGGAAAGAUCUCCCUCUCAAGAUGCACAUACUUGCCAGACAGACACUGCAGAUGAACUACCACAAGUUUAUGAUGCCACUAACAAUCUAUCCAGCGGUGGCAAAAAACACCCUGAGCCAGUUACCGUGCCCUACCUGAGUCCUCUGGUACUUUGGAAGGAACUGGAAAGCUUGCUGGAGAACGAGGGGGACCAGGCCAUCUCUUCUGCAGCCAUUGUGGAUCACCACCCUAUUGUGUUCUGGAAUCUGGUGUGGUUUUUCCGUAGGCUGGACCUGCCCAGCAGCCUGGCGGGCCUCUAUUUGAGCUCCAAACACUACUGCAGAGAUUCUCAGGCUCUGCAAAGUUGUGCAUCAGAGGACAGUAAAAAUGUCUUGGUCCAGAUCCUGUGGGACAAUCCCAGACUGCAUCAGGACCACAUCAAGCCUUGCUACUUGCUCUGGAAAUCAUAUUGUGCAAAUCCUGCAGUAUCUGAGGAGGAGGAGCAGGCUGUGAGCUUAGAGCUGCUGCAGAGUGUGGUGAAGAGCAUCCAGAGGAACGAUGUCUACCAGCCCAUGAGUCAGAUACUGCAGCUACUGGGCACCAGACUGGGCUUCGUCCGACAACGGAGCUUAUAUAGAGAUAUCCUAUUCCUGUCUUUGGUGGCUUUGGGCAAGAAUAGCAUAAAUAUCGAUUCAUUUGACCGUGAAUACAAAAUGGCAUAUGACCGUUUGACGCCUAGCCAGGUCAAGAUGACCCACAAUUGUGACCGGCCACCCAGCGCUGGAGUCAUGGAGUGCAGGAGAACCUUUGGGGAACCCAGUCUCUGAUUCGCCUCCUCUCAUUCCUCCCUCUUUCCUCACAUCCAUCACACAGAUCAACAAGUCUCAUCCAAAGAAGGAACGCUUUCAUUCAUGUGAUCCUGAACAUUCAUUGUAACCAAAGCUACCUCUGGCUCCCAUGAGGUCUCUUUCAAAUCAAAUCCUGUCUGUAAUGUGACUGUGUGUUCUUCUUCGUACACUUCUAGUGAAUACGCCACUUUAUAUAGUCUGUGAUCAUGUCUUUAACCCCUCAAGUUUGCUCUUAUCCAUCUGCCUAAUGUCUUGACCCUCAACCCCUUUCAGAUACUUGGGAUCACAUUAGAUAAGAUUAGGAGCAAUACCAUUGUGCUCAGGUCAUUCCAGUGAAUCAUGGAGUGGAUUCGGGACCAGUAGCUAUAGAACAAUCAAAUCAAUCUCGUUUAGGAUGUGUAGAAGCACAAUGAGCAACCCCAACACACACAGUCUGCUUUUGGCUAUCUAGGGCCACUUGUAUAUUUCACAUACAGAGAGACUUUGUGUACAUAGUCUUAUUAUUUUGCAGAUUUGUACUUAUACAGUUAUAUUUUAAGACUGGAAUUUGUUAUAACUGACGUGUCUCCAUUUGUAAAGACUAUGCUGUCUACAGUAUACAGCAUAGGUGUCUCUUUUAAACGUGUGCUGUUUGUCGUCCUGGUCCUGGAGACCAGUCGUAUGGUGACCGUCUGAAGUCUUGAGGUACAGAACUGGACCAAAUAUAAAAUCUUGACUCACAGUUGAAAUGCCUUACCUUGGGACGAAGAACAGUACGGAGACAAAUUUACAACAGGGUAUAAACAGAAAUGUUGCGAGUAUAAAAUAAAAUGAACUGUUAAUGAAAACGUGAAGUCAGCAUUUUACACCCACUCAAACAAUCCGGUGUGUUUGCCAUGAAGGUACAUAAUUAUUUAUAUAUAUAUAUUUUAAGCAUUGCUUUAUUUUGUGCAGUGUUGCAUAACCAUGGGUUUCAUUUGUCGAGAUACAUAAAACAAAAGUGUCUGAAGCAUAGAAGCACUUAUUUACUCUUACUAACUCUUUACAAAUUAGACAAGCGGUAACUGGAACUGUUAUAUUUUAAUACUGUUCAUUUUUUUAUCGUUAUGUUAAUGAAGAUGCACUUUGAGUCUGUGUGGUUGGGAAGAGGAUUGCUGAAGUUUAAAUGUAUAAAAUGGAUUAUGGAAAAGAUAAUAAUACAUGUAAUUAUGCAAAAUAAUACAUUGAUGUUUAAUGCCUCAAGUGAAAAGAAAACAACAACAACAAAAAGAGAUAAUACUGCUUUAAAAAUUCUGGAAUGAAAAAAAAAGCUUUGUUUAUUGACCUGAUGCUGUGUAAAAAAAAACUAAAAAAAAUAUACAAUUUACACUGCUGUUAAUAUUUAGCAGUUUUUCUAUCACCUGCUUUUUACGUCCAUAUGGCAUGGUAGUGAAACAAACUGACCUAUUUCAUCGAAAUGGUUUAUUUAAAGCUGUUAAUGUGUAAGUUUGAUUCUUUUUUAAUCGUUUUGUUAGGGCAAUGUGCUUUACAUAUCACUCCUUUUGUUACUUCUAUUUAUAUUUGUGUAUAUAUUUUAGUCAGAUCUGAGCCAGGUCUAUAAAAUUGUUUAGAAUUGUAAAUAAACACUUAAAUCGA
Molecule: messenger RNA, 7192 nt
Organism: Carassius gibelio (silver crucian carp)
Lineage: Eukaryota; Metazoa; Chordata; Actinopteri; Cypriniformes; Cyprinidae
Product: C-myc promoter-binding protein
Exons: 32
Coding region: 407-5557 (1716 amino acids)
Biological process (GO): regulation of Rab protein signal transduction
Cellular component (GO): cytoplasmic vesicle
Molecular function (GO): protein binding
Source: RefSeq, a predicted model, not a curated record